AUGACCGUUUGUUUAUUUACUGAUUAUUGGAUAUAUGGAAAUCAAACAAGAUUAUCACAAAAUCCAACAGCAAAAAUAGGCGAUACAAGAAUUUUAAAUUAUACUUUUCAUCGAAUUGGUCUUUGGCGAGAAUGUGUGAGAGAAACAAAAGAUAUUCCAUAUACAUGUGAGAUUGUUAAAUAUUCUAAAGAAGAAGCAAAAUUAGAAAAAGGUUUUAAAGCUGUAUCAUAUCGAUCAGCACCAAGUAUGGCUUGUUUUACAGCUGCCUCUGUUCUCUUAAUAUUGGCUAUUUUUUUGUUUACACGUGGUCUUUGUAAACGACGUCGAAAAGCUGUUUUUUUCAUCUCAGGACUUUUAUUUUCUAUCUCAGGUUUACUAACAAUGGUUGGUGUUACCUUAUAUGUUUCCAUUACAACUGAAGAAUCGGUUAAAUAUGAUCAAAAUUUUCCGUUGAUGAAUUGUGACUAUGGAUAUUCAUUUCUAUGUGCCGUUUUAUCAUUUGUUUUACAAGAAUUAACUGGUGUUUUAACAGUUUAUUGGUUUAUUUAUCGUUUUCGUGCACUUGUACGUAAACAAGAAAAAUUACGUGAACGUACUCGUCAACUUAUGGGUAAUUGUUUAUCAAUGACAACUGCUUUACCAUUAAAUCUUGCUUCAUGGUCUCCAACGAAUAAUACUACAAAUUCGAUAACAAAUCGUUCAAAUCAAAAUCAUGUAUAUUAUCAACAUGCAUCAAAUGAUGUAUCAAAUCCUUUAAUACAAAAACAACAACAACAACAAAGAAGACGGAUACCAUUUGAUAAAUCGUAUUCACCACAACCAUUACAACGAAUUGAUAAAACACAUUAUACAACAAUUACACCAGUACGAUCACCGACACUUAAUUAUAGAGAUUAUUGUCGUGUUUUAAUUCGUGCUGAAGAUAUGGAUUUACUUACACAAAUGGUUAAAUCAAAAUCUCAAGCACAAUUAUUAGCUAAUUCAAGACCAACAACACCAGCACCCACAAUUAAUACAAAAAUCUCAGCGAAUUCACGCAUAUCACGACAAACUAAUGAUAAUACAAUACGACGAAAUACAAGAAAAGGUGUUAAACGGACUACAUCUGUUUAA
Molecule: messenger RNA, 1113 nt
Organism: Rotaria sordida
Lineage: Eukaryota; Metazoa; Rotifera; Eurotatoria; Philodinida; Philodinidae
Source: the annotation of a GenBank genome assembly